AUGCCCCAAGGAUACCCCAAGGAUACCACCCAGGAACGCCCCGAAGCAAGGUGUAUGCCCAAGGACAACUUCCAAGGAUACUCACCAAGGGUGAUCAAGAAAGGACAAAACGGGAUCGGGCAAAAGGAAGGCGCGCAACCGGAGCGGACCCGCGACGAGGACUCCGCACCAGAACCCGUGGUGAGCUCCGACAGCGACGUGGAGGUGGUCGGCGAUCCCGCCGUCGAAGAAAGAGAAUGGCGGCUCCGGAAAGCGGCGGCGGGUGAUCGGAUACCGCGCGGGACGACGGACGUCGGAGGAGCGGAACUCCCGAGGGGCCACGCCGGGGAUGUUUGUCGAGCCACCGAGGAGACUCGGAAACGGUUCCGGGACCGGGAGCCGGCGGUCGAGGAGCAGCAGCGGUACGCGGCCGAGGAGCCCAGUCCGAGGAGCGAGGAUGGGGCCGAGCCAUGCGCGCCAUCCCCUCCGCGGUGGUUGCCGGAGGUGCCACCCACUCCCCGCUACGAAGGGGAGUGGCUCACGGAGGAAGCCCGAGAGAGCGACGGAGGAGACCCGUUGGCCACGCCGCCGUGGAGGCCGGCCCGGCCACCCACGCCGCGAUACACCGAGCCACAGCGACCGGAGGAGCGAACGCAAACCGAGGAGUCGACCGCGCAGCCGAUACCACAACCGCAGGAGGAGGCAGUCCACCAGGCACAGGCGCAGGAGCCGUCGGUGGUGCGGACGGAAGUACCGGAUGCGCACGUGAGCCACAGCACGCGGGCGUUCGUGGCCGAGGGCGUGCGGUGGCGACAGCAGACGCUGGUAUGGACGUGGCCCGAGGGGCCCGCGACGGUACCGACGAAGGAGGAGCCCAGGAUAUGGGAGGAGGGGGUACCCAAGCCACGUGGCCUCCCACGAAGCCGUCAAGCGCAUAUCACGCCCCGAGCAGCGCCCUCAGCGACAGCAGCGCCCAGUCGCGCCCACAGCAGCGCCAACCGCGCCGGACACGUGGUCACCAGCCACACAACGAGCGUCACCCGCGUUAUCAACAGCGCAGACCCAGCAGCGUCCCGCGCCGUACAGUGCCACCCACGUGACCAUCAGGUGCCCACAGAGCGGCCACCUCGCCCUCCACAGCGCCCAACGAGCGCCCUCCACAGCGCCCAACGAGCGCCCAUCGAGCGUCAUCAGUGCCCACCGUGGCCAACAGCAGUGCCCUCAGCGGCAUCCGCGCCCAACGCAAAGCCCUACGAGCGGCUACCAUCAAGCAGGGCAACAGCAGUGCCAACCGAGCGCUCACCACACCGAUCAGCGCUGCCGCGCGUCAGUCGCGCCACGGGAAGCGCCCACCCACGUGUUCAUCAGGAGCGCUCACCGCGCUCACCGAGCGCCAUCCGGAGCGCCAGCCUCAGCAGCGCCCACCGAGCGGCUUCCGCGCCCUCAGUAGCGUUCAGCGCCCACCAGCAGCGCCCAUCGAGCGGCGUUAGUGCCCAACAGGCGCCCUCAGCAGCGCCAACCGAGCGCCAAUCACCGCGCCCACAGCAGCGCCCAGCCGCGCCCUCAGCAGCGCAGCCGCUCACCAGCCGCACUCACCGAGCGCCAACGGGAGCGCCAGCCGCAACCACAUCGGUCAGCCACUGCCGCACGUCAGCAGCACCUGCCGUGCGCCCGCCGCAUCACGCCCCUGGUAGCGCCCAGCGCCCAGUCACGCCACUAGGAGCGCUCACCGAGUGA
This is a messenger RNA of Drosophila suzukii, 1716 nucleotides long. The record is from RefSeq and is a predicted model, not a curated record. Lineage: Eukaryota; Metazoa; Arthropoda; Insecta; Diptera; Drosophilidae.